This is a messenger RNA of Microtus oregoni (creeping vole), 483 nucleotides long. RefSeq names its product phospholipase A2-like. Gene Ontology annotation, biological process: arachidonate secretion; phospholipid metabolic process; lipid catabolic process. The transcript is spliced from 3 exons. The record is from RefSeq and is a predicted model, not a curated record. Bases 1 to 483 code for a protein of 160 amino acids. Lineage: Eukaryota; Metazoa; Chordata; Mammalia; Rodentia; Cricetidae. Gene Ontology annotation, molecular function: A2-type glycerophospholipase activity; calcium ion binding.
AUGUGCUGUGCGUUUCUUACAGCAGGGGCUACUGCACACAGCAUCAGCCGUCGGGCUGUGAAGAGGUUUGGAAAUGCCUUUGAAUGUAAUCCCAAGAGUGAUUUAGAGACACUGGUGCAUGAACCCGAGAAAAAUUUCUUUUCGAGGACCAUUCAUCCCUUGUCGGUGUACAGAGCAUUUGGCUGCUUAUGUCCCGGACUCCUAAGAAUCAGCCCUCAUGAGAUUCAUAAAUUCAGGUGCUGCGAGAAUCAUAAAAGGUGCUAUGAAGAGGCGAAGAAGCUUGGAGACUGUAAAAUUUACGAAGACAACCGCUAUGACAUUCCCUAUUAUUACUUCUGCUCUGGGAGGAAGCUCAUCUGCAGGGAUAAAAACAAUGCCUGUCAGGAUGCCAUCUGCAACUGUGACCGCAACGCUGCCAUCUGCAUCUUCAGGAAACUCUCUGACUCGACGUUCAAAGGCUUUGGCGACAACACCUUCUGUUAG